AGGAUUCAAUAUGAAAGUCUUAUACAUCUUUGCUGUUCUUCUCCUGAUAACCAUCAGCGCUAAAACUGCCUUUGCUGAUUGUCUUUCCGGUAAUUAUGGAGGUCCUUGUGCAGUUUGGGAUAACGAAACCUGUCGUCGCGUAUGCAAAGGAGAAGGAAGAAUCAGUGGACAUUGCAGUCCCAGUUUGAAGUGCUGGUGCGAGGGAUGUUAGAUAUUUAAUUUUAAA
This is a messenger RNA of Diabrotica virgifera virgifera (western corn rootworm), 226 nucleotides long. RefSeq names its product drosomycin-like. NCBI's taxonomy places the organism in Eukaryota, Metazoa, Arthropoda, Insecta, Coleoptera, Chrysomelidae. The transcript has a single exon. Bases 11 to 211 code for a protein of 66 amino acids. The record is from RefSeq and is a predicted model, not a curated record. Gene Ontology annotation, biological process: defense response.